Messenger RNA from Penicillium malachiteum, 780 nucleotides. Its product is annotated as ribonuclease H-like protein. The transcript has a single exon. NCBI's taxonomy places the organism in Eukaryota, Fungi, Ascomycota, Eurotiomycetes, Eurotiales, Aspergillaceae. Gene Ontology annotation, biological process: DNA replication, removal of RNA primer. Gene Ontology annotation, molecular function: nucleic acid binding; RNA-DNA hybrid ribonuclease activity. The record is from RefSeq and is a predicted model, not a curated record. Bases 1 to 780 code for a protein of 259 amino acids.
AUGAGCAACGAUAAUCGUCGACAUUAUUCCAACCUACCACCGUACGGGACAGUAGCAUCAGGAUUUGUUCAAGCUGGCGUUUUCAACAGCUUCACUCUGCCUCCUCGAACUUUUGACAGUCUGUGGUUUGGCACUGGAUGUAUCUUCCCCGAAAAAUUCAUCCCUCCUUACCAGGAUCCAGCGUCUCUUUUCAAGCCCUACACCAUUGAUAAAUGUGUCCCAGCCAAGCGACUCGUUCACCGCGACUUACACAAAACCUUCAUACUGUACACUGAUGGUGCGUGUCUUAACAACGGGGCCCCGAACGCAAGAGCCGGCUGUGCAUUUGUUUUUGGAAAGGCUGAGCAAAAUUCAUACGAGCCUACCUGCGCGCGAUUUCCCCUUGAAAAUAAGGGACCAACUGGCGAAUAUCACAGACAAACGAGCAAUAGGGCAGAGCUCCGUGCUGUUCUUGCAGCUUCUCGGUUUUGCGACUGGCGUGUUGGACGGUUCAACAGAAUGGUCAUUGCAACUGACUCAGAGUAUGUAGUCGAGGGCAUUACUACAGGGCUACGAAACUGGAUCCCACGUGGGUGGAGAUUAAAUGAUGGAUCGCCAGUCAUGAAUCAAGACCUUUGGGCGUGCCUUCUCGGUGAAGUUGAACGGUGGCACACAUAUGGCAUGAAAAUGGAAUUCUGGCGCGUUAGCAGAUUGGAGAACCGAGAAGCAGAUCGUUUUGCAAGUAUUGCUGCUUCUGAAAGGCGAGAGGAUAGUUUUCAGGAUCACAGGCUUGGGGUGUGA